AUGUUGAACCCUCUCCUCGUCCUGCUGCUGGCUGCUUUGGUCGCGGCUCAGGCCAACCAUGUCAUCUACGGCUUCGAGUACUUGGGAUGCGUCAGCGUCACCUCGGACAAGUUCGACGCCUUUGUCGACUUUGGUAGAGGUUACACCCCUGAGCAGUGCCAGUCUGCUUGCACCGGUCGUAACUAUGCUGCAACCUUCCCCGAUGGUUGUCGUUGCGGCAGCAGCCUCAAGAGCUUUCCCGUCGUCAACGAGGCCCUCUGCAGCAACUCGUGCAAUGGCGACACCUCGCUCGGCCAAUGCGGAUUCUCCAAUCCUCCGACCUGCAGCUAUGCCAAUCUGUACAAAGCUUGCAACGAGAUGCCGCCUCCCUCUACCCCAUCUCCCGCUGGCCCGGCCCCAACUGGUCCGGAUGGCAAUGAUCCGGGUCCAGAUAUCACGUACUCCACCAUCAGACUUCCGCCCGUCACCCGUACUGUGAAGCUGGCUACUAGAUCAACAGUCAUCGUCCAGACCAACACACCUGGCGGCGAUGGUCUCACCACUUCGUGCACCGUGCUCACUGGCACUCCUACUACACUGAUGCCAACUUCUCCUUCGGCUCCUACGGUGGUUGUCCAGACGGUCGUCGUCCAUGUCCCGCCCACGAGGAGUACACCCGGGUUGCAGAGUUACGGCAGUCUCCAGUCGGAUCCUCCCGUGGCUACCGCACCGCCGGUUGCGCCAUCGGCUGAGACAUACACCAAUCCUCCUCAGUCGACUCCCAGCAGCCCCAGCGUCACUAGUCUGACCCCGUAUGAUGACCCUCCCGUCCUGGUUCCUCCUCCGGGUAACGUCACCAUUCCUGUUACAACGUCGACUCCUCAAGUGCCGAUGUUCCAGACUCUCAUACUGACGGACGACCCUCCUGCCGCGACUGCGACAUCCACCCCUGCUGUCGUCACUCAGAGCUCAGCUCACCGUCUCAUGGCUGGAUGCGUUGGCAUUGUCGCCGGCCUCUUGAUUGCUAUGGGUUUCUAA
Messenger RNA from Colletotrichum orchidophilum, 1017 nucleotides. RefSeq lists its product as uncharacterized. Bases 1 to 1017 code for a protein of 338 amino acids. The transcript is spliced from 2 exons. NCBI's taxonomy places the organism in Eukaryota, Fungi, Ascomycota, Sordariomycetes, Glomerellales, Glomerellaceae. The record is from RefSeq and is a predicted model, not a curated record.